Molecule: messenger RNA, 381 nt
Organism: Closterium sp. NIES-65
Lineage: Eukaryota; Viridiplantae; Streptophyta; Zygnematophyceae; Desmidiales; Closteriaceae
Source: the annotation of a GenBank genome assembly
AUGCAAGCAAAACUGGUCCUACUGGGCGACAUGGGCGCGGGGAAGUCGUCGCUCGUGCUGCGGUUCGUGAAGGGUCAAUUCUUCGAGUACCAGGAGUCCACCAUCGGCGCGGCGUUCUUGACGCAGACGGUGGCGGUGAGCGACGCGGUGGUCAAGUUCGAGAUCUGGGACACGGCCGGGCAGGAGCGCUACCACAGCCUCGCGCCCAUGUACUACCGCGGGGCCGCGGCCGCCAUUAUCGUCUACGAUAUUACCAGCACCCAUGUCUCCCUUAUGUUGUUCCGUUCUCGUCCAUCAUCAAAUUUCCCAUCAUCCGUUCCUAAAGCUGUACCCGUCCUCUCCCUUGUCCUUGCGCGCCCUGCAUACGCCACCCUCAGGUAA